GUGUCCACAAAUAUCAAAAUGGUAGAGCCCAGCAAGACUUUUAAAGUCUCCUCCUGAGAGUUAAAGAAGCUCCUCUGCCUGUCUCUGCUUGCUAUUGCUGUCUUGUAUUGCAAAUCUGCAUUCAUCAUCUCCUUCUCCUUCUACCUACGAGAGAAGCUCUGUGCCUGGUUUACACAAGGAAACUAAGAUGGUAGUAGAAACUCUGCUUACUUUCGCGACCGACGUAAUACUGACGAAGCUGACUGACCGUGCUUUUGACCAAAUCAGUGUUGCCUGGGGAUACGAAGCUGAACUAGGGGAGCUCAAUGAAUCCUUAUCCAUCCUUCAUGAUUUCUUAGGAGAUGCUGCUGAGAAGGCACAAGAUGGUGGCAAGGCAGUGGAACGCUGGGUGAAGAAACUUAAAGACAUAGCUGAUGAGGCUGAUGAUGUCUUUGAAGAACUCAACUAUGAACGUCUCCGGGGAGAAGUAGAACCGCAUAACGGUAUGGGAAAACAGAUUCUCAACUUAUUUUCUCCACAAAAUGAAAAUAUGGCACAUAGAAUUAAAAAAAUCAACGCUUCUAUGGAGGAGCUCAAGAAGGAUGCAGCUUUCGUCGGAUUAAUUGCAAUUGCAAAGAAAAAAGAUGCAACCCCUCAAAGAAUUAGAGAGGACCGAGAGACCAACGCAUUCAUUGGUAAAGAUGAAAUCAUCAUUGGAAGGAAGGACGCUGUGUCAGACAUAGUUACAACAUUGACUAACUCCAACAUGAAUCAAGAAAAUCUGUCGGUCAUGGCGAUUGCGGGAAUGCCAGGACUGGGAAAGACAACUUUGGCAAAGUCAGUGUACAAUGAGGGUGCUAUCGAUGUGUAUUUCAACAAAAAAUUGUGGGUGUGUGUAUCAGACACUUUCAACGUCAAUUCAAUUUUAGCUGCAAUGUUAGGAAAGGUAGCCCCGACUCAGCAAGCAUUGCUUACAGACCUCCGAGAAGAGUUGAAAGAGAAAAAAUACUUGCUGGUACUUGAUGAUGUUUGGAAUGAAGAGUCUGAGAAAUGGGAAAGGUUGAUGAGCUGUUUGUCAAAGUUGAAUUCUGCUCCAGGAAGCAAAAUUAUUGUCACUACCCGCAGUGGCAUAGUUGCAUCACUCACAGAAACACUUCCGCGGCCUAAAUUGGACCUUCUAUCAACAGAUGAAUGCUGGUCCAUAUUGAAACAUGCAGCUUGCUCAGAUGGUAGUUUAGAGGGAAUUGGACGGGAGAUUGCUAAAAAGUGUGAAGGUCUACCAUUGAUGGCACAGAUGCACGAUCUCAUACAUGAUCUUGCAGAACGUGUAUCCGAAACUGGAAGCAUGAUGCGAGACUUCCACGAGGAUGAAGAUGUUGCAACUCCCAUUAUAGAAAGAAUUCCAGAAGGAAGUAGUGGGAAAUUGAGAUCACUGUUUUCGAAUGCUGAAGCACUACCUGGAAACAUGUUGCCAUGGUUUAAAGCUUUACGUGUCUUGAAAUUAUAUGAGGCAUAUAUUGAGGAGCUUCCAAGUUCAAUCGAAGAGCUGAAAUGGUUGAGAUAUCUUGACAUUUCCUUUACAAAUAUCGAAAGACUCCCAAAUUCUAUUGGCAAGCUAUAUAACCUACAGACAUUAAGAGCAACAGACUGCGACCUUGAAGAAUUUCCAAAAGACGUGCAAAACUUGAUCAACUUGAGACAUGUUUAUUGUGAUAAGGAAACGAAAUUUCCAGCUGGAGUAUUAGGGAGAUUAACUAGCCUUCGAAAAUUACCUUAUUCUUAUGAGGAUUAUAAGGUGAUGGGUAGGGAAAUUGUGGAGCUGGCUGCCUUGAAUCAAUUGAAGGGUAAAUUGAUUAUUUGUAAUUUGGAAGACGUAAGGAAUGGAGAUGAGGCAAGUAAAGCUAAAUUAGAGGAGAAGAAAAAGGUACGCCACUUUUUAUUUGAAUGGACGAAAAACAGGUCAACAACCAAUAAUAAUGAAGAGGAUGUACUAGAAGGCCUCCAGCCGCAUUCUGAGUUGGAAAGGCUAGAGAUUAAAUAUUUCAUGGGUACUAAAUUUCCAUCAUGGAUGAUUAAGCUUGGCAAUUUAAAGCAGAUUAAGCUUAAGGGGUGCAACAGUUGUGAAAAAAUUGAAUGGAUGGAAGCACCAGAACAAGUCAUGGCGUUUCCUCGGUUGGAGAAGCUGGAGAUCGAGGAUUGUCCCAAAUUGAGAAAAGCUCCCAGUCAUCUUCCAUCUCUUCGAAAGUUGGUUGUAUACAGUUGCCUUAGUCUACAAUUUAUUCCAGAUUUGCAUAGCUUCACAUCUCUUCGUGAAUUGAUUUUUAUAGAUUGUGAGAGAUUAGAGAGUUUGGUGAGCAGUGGGCCCGUCUCUGUUGUGAAGUUGCUGACUAUAAAAGGUUGUAGUGGUCUACAAUUUAUUCCAGAUUUGAACCUCUUCCCAUCCCUCCGUAAAUUGAGCAUUGAAUCUUGUGAGAGAUUAGAGAGUUUGGUGAGCAGUGGGCCCGUCUCUGUUGUGGAGUUGCUGACUAUAAAAGGUUGUAGUGGUCUACAAUCUAUUCCAGAUUUGAACCUCUUCCCAUCCCUCCGUAAAUUGAGCAUUGAAUCUUGUGAGAGAUUAGAGAGUUUGGUGAGCAGUGGGCCCGUCUCUGUUGUGAAGUUGCUGACUAUAAAAGGUUGUAGUGGUCUACAAUCUAUUCCAGAUUUGAACCUCUUCCCAUCCCUCCGUAAAUUGAGCAUUGAAUCUUGUGAGAGAUUAGAGAGUUUGGUGAGCAGUGGGCCCGUCUCUGUUGUGGAGUUGCUGACUAUAAAAGGUUGUAGUGGUCUACAAUCUAUUCCAGAUUUGAACCUCUUCUCAUCCCUCCGUGAAUUGAGCAUUGAAUCUUGUGAGAGAUUAGAGAGUUUGGUGAGCAGUGGGCCCAUCUCUAUUGUGGAGUUGCUGACUAUAAAAGGUUGUAGUGGUCUACAAUAUAUUCCAGAUUUGAACCUCUUCCCAUCCCUUUGUAAAUUGAGUAUUGAAUCUUGUGAGAGAUUAGAGAGUUUGUUGAGCAGUGGGCCCGUCUCUGUUGUGGAGUUUAUAAUAAGAAAUGCCCCUAAUUUAGAGAGAGUAUGUUUGGACAACCUCACAUCUAUCUCUGUGUUGGAAAUUCGUAAUUGUGGGAAAUUAAAAUAUCUGCCCACAGGGCUACUAAGAAACUACGCCAAUUUCAAGACAUUGGAACUUGGUGGGUUAUGGGAGGAGCUCGAUUCCUUCCCUGGUUUCCAUCUUGAACCUGGUCUGCAAUCUAUUCCAGCUUUAAGCUACCUCACAUCCCUCCGUGAACUGAUCAUUGAAGAUUGUGGGAGAUUACGAAGUUUGGGGAGUAGUGGCCCACAACUGCCAGCCUCUCUUGUGGAGUUGAGAAUAAGAAAUGCCCCUAAUUUAGAGAGUCUUCCAAGUUUAGACAACCUCACAUCUCUCUCUGUGUUGGAUAUUGUUAAUUGUGGGAAAUUAAAAUAUCUGCCCACAGGGCUACACUGCUGCGCCAGCUUGAAGACAUUGGUACUUGGUGAGUUCUGGGAGGAGCUCGAUUCCUUCCCUUAUUUCCAUCUUGAAACUGGAUCAUCACAACUUCAAACAUUAAUUUUGACCGGGUGGCCCAAGCUCAAGUCUCUGCCUCAACAAAUUCAAGACUUCACUUCUCUAAAAUAUUUGUGGAUAGAGUGUUUCGAUGGAGUGGAGGCUCUUGAGGAUUGGUUGGGUGACCUUACAUCCCUUGAGAAUCUAGAUAUUUGGAGUUGCAAGAAUCUCAAGUGUCUACCCAGUGUCGAAGCUACGCAACGUCGCCUCACCAAAUUACAAAACCUAGAAAUUUGGCAAUGCCCCCUUAUGAAGGAAAGAUGCACCAAGGACAGCGGCCCAGAGUGGCCCAAGAUUUCUCACAUUCCACAUAUCUACAUUGUGUGACCAGACAGCAGACAGAUUGACUCUAUGCGUACAAUGAAUUCGUAAUAGCUCCAACUUUGACAGUGAAGAAAUGUACCCUUUCAUUGCAAGGCAAUGCUUCUCGGUAUUUGUGGAUUCUUUAUCACCACUUGUUUAGAGGGCCUGAGGGGGUGGUUAGAGAGAGAUUGAUAUAGAGCAGAUUUUAUUUACAUCGUAACAACUUAAUUGAAACAGAACAAGGAAAUGAAUAUGUCGAUGCAAACAUGCAGGACUUUUCAGAUUUUGAACCUACGUUUUUUAGCAUAUUCAUCAUCUCCGAGGACAAAAAAUGAAGUGGAGUGGAGUUCAUUGUUUCUUUGAAUGCUGUGAUAACCGGUGACAAAUAUUAACAUCUUAAGCAUCAGUUUCAGUACCAAUAUUGUUAUGACAUACCAUGUUCUCUAAUGCCGGGAUGUGCGUAUAACUUUUGUUGGUUUGGCAUGUCAACCCAUUUCUUGUCUGUAAUUGAUAUAACCUUCAAGUAAUUUGAAACAUACUGGAUUUAGUGUGGGAUCAUGGAGAUUUUCUUGAUUAGUAGUGUGGGAUUUAAUGUGAAUCUUGAAAUUGUUGAA
Molecule: messenger RNA, 4512 nt
Organism: Prunus mume (Japanese apricot)
Lineage: Eukaryota; Viridiplantae; Streptophyta; Magnoliopsida; Rosales; Rosaceae
Source: RefSeq, a predicted model, not a curated record